AUGGCAAAACGUCAGGCGAUAGAGGCAGUCGAUCGAAUAUUGCAAGACAUUACAGGUGUUCGUCUCCCAUUUGGUGGAAAGGUAAUGGUUAUGGGGGGAGAUUUUAGACAAGUGUUGCCGGUUGUUAAACGCGGAACUAGAGCACAAAUUGUAGACUCCAGCCUGCGGAUGUCGCCUCUUUGGCAUUUGACUAAAAAGAUGCGGUUGACGAUAAACAUGAGAGCGCUAAAUGAUCCAUGGUAUUCUGAUUUUCUUUUAAGAGUCGGUGAUGGGUCUGAAGAAUCAAUCGAAGGAAGCUAUAUUCGCAUACCAGACGACAUGACAAUUCCUUUCAGUAAUCCAGAAAACUCUAUAAAAGAAUUGAUCAAUGUAGUCUUUCCGUCAAUUCAAAGUAAUGUAUAUUCUUCUGAUUAUAUAAUCUCUAGAGCAAUAUUGUCCACUAAAAAUGACAGUGUUGACGAGAUCAAUGAUCAAAUGAUUGACAUGUUUCAAGGGGAUGAAAAGGUUUACUAUAGUUUCGAUGAAGUCGAAGACGAUCGUCACAACUUCUAUCCGGUCGAGUUCUUAAACUCACUAACUGUUAGUGGUCUGCCGCCUCAUAAACUUCGUUUAAAAAUCGGUUGCCCUAUAAUAUUGUUGCGGAAUAUCGAUCCAUCACAUGGUUUAUGUAAUGGCACAAGAUUGAUAUGUAAAGGCUUCCAGCGUAAUGUUAUUGAUGCAGAGAUAGCUGUCGGGCAACAUGCCGGAAAAAGAGUAUUUUUGCCAAGAAUCCCUUUGUGUCUUUCUGAAGACGACAUGUUCCCGUUCAAGCUAAAAAGAAAACAAUUCCCCAUUCGACUUAGCUUUUCCAUGACAAUCAACAAAGCUCAAGGUCAAACAAUUCCGCAUGUUGGUGUUUAUCUUCCGGAUUCAGUAUUUUCGCAUGGACAACUUUAUGUCGCUUUAUCAAGAGGGAUAUCACGUGCUAAUACAAAGGUAUUAGUACAUUCUGCCAAAGACUUCAGACGAGACGGGGUAUACACCUCAAAUGUUGUCUAUCGAGAGGUGUUACGUGACGAAUGA
Messenger RNA from Helianthus annuus (common sunflower), 1062 nucleotides. Its product is annotated as ATP-dependent DNA helicase PIF1-like. NCBI's taxonomy places the organism in Eukaryota, Viridiplantae, Streptophyta, Magnoliopsida, Asterales, Asteraceae. Bases 1 to 1062 code for a protein of 353 amino acids. Gene Ontology annotation, biological process: DNA repair; telomere maintenance. The record is from RefSeq and is a predicted model, not a curated record. Gene Ontology annotation, molecular function: DNA helicase activity. The transcript has a single exon.